AUGGCGCUCGAAGCCUCAGGGACAGAACAGGCGUCGUUCGUUCCGGGUACUGUGCUUUUGAUCGACGACACGCACGAACAAUCCACCAAACAUGCGACCGGUAAACAUAUGGGGAUCGUUCUUAUCCCGCCUCCAUCAGAUGAUCCGAAUGAUCCAUUGAAUUGGUCUCCGGCGCGAAAGAGACAACAUCUCAUCCUGCUAUGCGUCUAUACUUUCUUCAUGAAUGGCCUAAUUAACUUUUACGGCGUCGCGUAUGAUGGCCUAGCCCCAGACCUUGGCACAACCAUUGACGGAUUGAAUAUGGGGAGCGCAAUUUUGUUCCUUUUUACUGGCGUUGGAGCAGCCUUCUGGCAACCGGUCGCGAUGAAAAUCGGUCGUCGCCCAGUCUACAUCAUUGGACUUUUGAUUGCCAUGGUCGGCAGCAUUGUUGGCGCAGUUCAAACCAGUCUAGAGGUUUGGGUAACAUUUAAUGUAUUUUGGGGCUUAGGUUGCGGUCCAAAGGAAGGACUGCCCCAGAUUUCCUUGCAAGACACAUACUUUGCUCAUCAAAUGGGAUCCAAGGUUGGAUACUGGGCGCUGUCUUACAGCGCCGGUGCCUUUGUUAUUCCACUUGUUGCGGGUUACGUCUAUGUCGAUUUGGGUUGGCGCUGGUGUUUUUGGAUUACCGCAAUCGGUUUUGUCGCUAUGGCCGUUACGUUGUUUUUUGGACUUGAGGAAACACUCUACCCAAGAUCAUACAACACACCGCAGAACGCUCAACCUCUGGAAAGUAACGCGGCAUCUCUGACAGAGAUAUAUUCCCAAGGGACAGAAGCCGCAUGUUUAGAUCCAUCUAUUCAGUUGAAGACCUACUGGAAGACGCACCCACUACAUUCGUGGGGCGUAAAUCCCAACAAAAGCUGGCACGACCUGUUCCUUCGCCCUUACCAACUUGCCCUAUUUCCACCCGUUCUCUGGGCUGGUGUAUUUACGGGCGUGUCGAUUUGCUGGUGGGCUGCAAUUUUCACCACAGAGUCUCAAUUCUUCACGGGCCCACCCUAUCACUGGAGCGGAGAGAAGGUAGGACUUACCAACGUCCCCGCUCUCAUAGGCUCCAUCCUUGGCACCCUGUUUGCCGGAAAUGUGAGCGACUGGUUCAUUAUCGUUGCCGCGCGCCGAAACAACGGUAUCCGAGAGCCAGAGCACCGGCUCAUCCUACUAGCCCUGACAGCGAUCAUCACGUCCGGCGGCCUAGUCAUGUACGGUAAAGGGGUAGAAGUCGGAAUACACUGGACAUGUCCUGUAUUCGGCAUGGGACUGAUGGCGUUCGGAUUCACAGCAUCCUCUAUUAUCGGAGAGACCUAUAUCUUGGACUCCUAUCGGGCCGUGGCUCCAGAGUCAUUGGUUCUGAUCAACAUCUUUCGCAAUCUGAUCGGCAUGACUUUCGUCUUCACUAUACAACCAUGGCUGAUCCACUCCGGCUAUGGCAAUGCAUAUAUCCAGAUGAUGGUCAUGGGACUUGUCGCUCAUUUGACGGUCAUUCCGAUGAUGAUUUGGGGGAAACGAUUACGGGCGAUGACUGCCGGGCGAUACUUGCGCAUGGUCGAGGCGAGCGGUAUACCUCGGGAAUUUGCCUGA
This is a messenger RNA of Aspergillus alliaceus, 1617 nucleotides long. Its product is annotated as major facilitator superfamily domain-containing protein. NCBI's taxonomy places the organism in Eukaryota, Fungi, Ascomycota, Eurotiomycetes, Eurotiales, Aspergillaceae. Gene Ontology annotation, molecular function: transmembrane transporter activity. Gene Ontology annotation, biological process: transmembrane transport. The transcript is spliced from 10 exons. The record is from RefSeq and is a predicted model, not a curated record. Bases 1 to 1617 code for a protein of 538 amino acids.